Ipomoea nil (Japanese morning glory) is the source of this 747-nucleotide messenger RNA. RefSeq lists its product as uncharacterized. Lineage: Eukaryota; Viridiplantae; Streptophyta; Magnoliopsida; Solanales; Convolvulaceae. The transcript has a single exon. Gene Ontology annotation, molecular function: RNA-DNA hybrid ribonuclease activity; nucleic acid binding. The record is from RefSeq and is a predicted model, not a curated record. The coding region runs from base 1 to 747 and encodes 248 amino acids.
AUGGUAGCGACGCGUCUCUGGGAGAAUGUUAAUGUUCUACGGGGCGGCUCUAUUUUGGAGUUCUUGGACGCACUCAUUAAGAGCGCACCAACACAUCAGAUCAUUCGCGCAUCAGCCAUUUUCUGGGUUCUGUGGAAGGCUAGGAAUGAUAAAAUCUGGCGAGACACUUCUAUUUCAUCCGAGUCAUUACUAAUCCAGGUACACUCUCUACAGGCUCUUUGGUCCUCUAUCAUGCGAACACCUGGGGAGGCAUCAUCUUCUACAGCAUCUAGCGCUAUCUGGACUCCACCGCCAGCUAAUUGGCUGAAAUGUAAUGUGGAUGCAGCUCUCUUCGCUACUGGGGCAGGCUUUGGAGCCGUGGUUCGUAAUCAGGAUGGUAACUUCGUGGCGGCCAAAGGUGGCAGGCUUGGAAGUAUUCAAGAUCCGUUACUAGCUGAGGCCUUGGCGAUUGCACAAGCGCUGGAUUGGUUACAAAGUAUAGGUCUUAAUAAUAUCAAUUUAGAGACCGAUUGUUUAUUGUUUAUUUCAGCUUUUAAUUCUGGUCAUUCUGAUUUUUCGUAUGUUGGGUCAAUUGUAAAGCAAUGUUUUCAAAUUGCUAAUGACAUUGGGACCGUUCAGGUUCGCCAUGUCAGGAGGUCAUCGAAUCAUGUAGCUCACGUUCUUGCGCGGGCAACAGAUUCUUCGUCUGUCCUAGGGUCGUGGUUGGUUAACCCGCCUUCGUGUAUUGCCGCUCUUCUGAGCUAUUAA